CCAUUGCCGCCCACCUCCAAGCUUCGAUUCAAGACUGACGGCUUCAAACCUCCUCCAUUGCCGCCCACCUCCAAGCUUCGAUUCAAGACUGACGGCUUCAAGCCUUCAAGGCUCCCGGCACCAGCUGCUGCUUCAAAACUCAGGGGUCUCACGAGCACGGCAUCUGCUGUUUAAUUUUGUCAAGAACCCAGCACCAGUUCCUUCUUCAAAGCUCACGGGUCUCACACUCUCACCGCAUCUGCUAUUGAUUUUUUUUCCAGAACCCAGCACCAGUUCCUUCUUCAAAGCUCACGGGUCUCACACUCUCACAGCAUCUGCUAUUGAUUUUUUUUCCAGAACCCAACACCAGUUGCUGUCUUGCUGCUUCAAAAAUCACGGGUCUCACUCUCACAGGUCUCACCGCAUUUGUUGUUGAAUUUUAUCCAGAUAUGGAUAGUGGUAAUGACACUGAAACUCAUAGUACUCCAUCAGAAUCAGCAGCUUCUACAUCACUUCGUCCACUUCCACCAUCUAGUUUAGGGAAAAGAAAACCAUCUAGGAAACCAUCCAUGGUGUGGGAUCAUUAUGAGAAAAUGGAGAAUUCAGAUCCUGAUAAUCCUAGAUGUAAAUGCAAAUAUUAUGGUGUGGACUAUGCUUGUAAUAGUAAAUAUGGGACAAGUACUUUGUUGAAUCAUUUAAAUCAUCAUUGUAAGAAGUACCCUUAUAGAGUGCAAGAUAAAAAGCAAAAAACCUUAACUUUUGGGGCCCAAAAUGAGAGUGAUGGGAGCAAUCUUUUGGCUGUUGGUUUUAAUAAGGAAGCAUGUAGGCUUGCAUGUGCUAAAAUGAUAAUCUUAGAUGAGCUCCCAUUUAGUUUUGUUGAAGGUCGUGGUUUUAGAAUGUUUUGCAAUGUAGCAUGUCCUAAAUUUGAUCCUCCGUCUCGAAGAACGAUUGUUAGAGAUAUUUAUGCAUUGUAUUUGGAUGAGAAGUUGCAAUUGAAAAAUACAUUUUCUUUGAAUUGCCAAAGAAUUAGUCUUACCACCGACACUUGGACUUCCAUUCAAAAUAUCAAUUACAUGUCUCUCACCGCACAUUAUAUUGAUUCUAAUUGGAUGCUUCACAAACGGAUUUUAAAUUUUUGUGUGAUUCCUAAUCAUAAAGGAGAGACAAUAGGGAAGCUAAUUGGGAAUUGUUUGUAUGAAUGGGGUAUUGAGAAGGUGUUUACAAUCACAGUUGAUAAUGCUUCUGCAAACAAUGUGGCAAUAGAGUAUAUUAAAAGGAAAUUGAAUAAUUGGAAAGGGUGUGUAUUGGAUGGUGAUCACUUACACAUGAGAUGUUGUGCACAUAUUGUUAAUUUGAUUGUGUCUGAAGGGUUAAGGGAAGCACAUGACUCUAUUGCUAGUAUUCGUAAUGCAGUGAGAUAUGUUAGAUCUUCUCCUGCUAGAUUACAAAAGUUUAAGGAAUAUGCUGCUCAAGAGAAAAUUGAGAGCAAUUCUCUUGUGUUUUUGGAUGUUCCAACUAGGUGGAAUUCCACCUACUUAAUGUUAGAAGCAGCUUUGAAAUUCCAAAAAGCUUUUGAAAGGUUGGAAGAGGAUGAUGGUCAUUAUCUAUCCUAUUUUAGAGAGGACGAUGGUGGUAGAAAAAGACUUGGACCACCUAAUUUUGUUGAUUGGAACAAUGCUCUUGUUUUUGUGAAGUCCUUUAAAGUUUAG
Molecule: messenger RNA, 1688 nt
Organism: Ziziphus jujuba (common jujube)
Lineage: Eukaryota; Viridiplantae; Streptophyta; Magnoliopsida; Rosales; Rhamnaceae
Product: zinc finger BED domain-containing protein RICESLEEPER 2-like
Exons: 5
Coding region: 429-1688 (419 amino acids)
Molecular function (GO): DNA binding
Source: RefSeq, a predicted model, not a curated record